GCACCCAAUUGUAUAAAGCUUGGUUAAAUUAACCCUGGGUUAGACUCUAACCUUUGGUUAUCUUUAACCAAAUCUGGUUAGCUAACCAGUUUGGUUAACCAAUUGUAUAAACCAAGAUAACCAAAUGGUUAGUUAACCAAAUUGGUUAAAAUUAACCACUGGUUAAUUUUAACCAAUCCGUCCCGUCAUGCGGUAUUUUGGUGGUUCCGGUGACGUUAUUUUCGCGGAAUUUGUCAAAGCAGAAGACAAAACAAUUGCAUAAUGGAACCUCCAGCCUCCAAGAAACCUAGAGUCAGGGCCAAAAACUUUUCUAUGUCGGAGGUGGAGGUGUUAAAGACCGCAGUUACAGAUAACUUCAGUACAAUUUCAGCAAAACACUGCAAUGGAACAGGUGGAAUCACAAAGAAAAUUCAAGACAAAGCCUGGGCGACCAUCUGUGAAAAGGUAAACAGUGUCGGAAAUGCGAAGCGGACCGUUGCUGAAGUGAAGGAAAAGUGGCGUAACCUCACUAAAAAGGCAAAAACUGAGACCACCAUGCAGAAAGUGUCCAUGCAGAAAACCGGGGGUGGACCACCAGCACCAUUGCCUGAUCCACUCCUGGAUGAUAUUGCUGGAUUGUUCUGUUCUUCAGCCUCCUUUCACGGGAUACCAGGAGCUACUGACUGUGAAACUGUCACGAUAAGUUUACUGGUUGGCGACUCAGAAUUUCGAACGACCCAGGAAAUCGGACAGUCGCGUAAACGCUUAUUUUUGUGUUAUAUUUGA
This is a messenger RNA of Mercenaria mercenaria, 765 nucleotides long. RefSeq lists its product as uncharacterized. Bases 262 to 765 code for a protein of 167 amino acids. The record is from RefSeq and is a predicted model, not a curated record. Lineage: Eukaryota; Metazoa; Mollusca; Bivalvia; Venerida; Veneridae. The transcript is spliced from 2 exons. Gene Ontology annotation, cellular component: nucleus.